AUUUGGGAUCAGUGUUUUUCGGUGGUUGAAAGGAGUGUUCUGUGUGCUCUGUAUCCGGUUUAUGUUCUUUUUUUUUUUUACUUAUCCUCAAAGAGGACAAAUUCCUCGCAACGAUGACCAAAUCAUCAGACGACGGCAAUUGAGUGCAGUGACAGCGGGUACUUUUUUUUUAGUCUGUUUCCACAUCCCCAUCCCCGGCGGAGCAUAAGAGAGAAAGAAAGGAAGUGACCCAUCGUCGUCGCGUAACAACAGCACCGGCAGCUAAGCUAGCAAAAGCAGCGGAAAGAGCGGUGGUUAACAAUGCAAACGAUAAAAUGCGUCGUAGUGGGCGACGGAGCGGUCGGUAAGACCUGCCUGCUCAUCUCGUACACCACCAAUAAAUUCCCUUCGGAAUAUGUACCGACCGUAUUCGAUAAUUACGCCGUCACGGUUAUGAUCGGUGGCGAACCGUACACGCUGGGACUGUUCGAUACUGCUGGUCAGGAGGAUUACGAUCGGCUUAGGCCACUGUCCUAUCCACAGACGGAUGUAUUUCUGGUGUGCUUCUCGGUGGUAAGCCCAAGCUCAUUCGAGAAUGUCAAAGAAAAGUGGGUUCCGGAGAUAACGCACCACUGCCAGAAGACGCCGUUCCUGCUCGUGGGCACUCAAAUCGAUCUGCGCGACGAGCAGAGCACACUUGAGAAGCUGGCCAAGAACAAGCAGAAACCAAUCACACUCGAGCAGGGUGAGAAGCUGGCCAAGGAGCUUAAAGCGGUAAAGUACGUCGAGUGCUCAGCGUUGACGCAGAAAGGGCUCAAGAACGUAUUCGAUGAGGCGAUUUUGGCCGCGCUGGAACCACCAGAGCCAGCGAAAAAGAGGAAGUGCAAGUUUUUAUAAAUCGCUCGAAACCAAUGAGCAUCGGGCGCCAGGCAGGACUCACAGCAAGCAGCAAACCACAAAAAAACGAACAUUCAACGUUGGUUAAGUAUAUACAUGUAAACAACUACCGCAACAGCAAAGAAAAAAGAAUACAAGAAGGCAGGUUUGCAAUGAAGCGAAGCGAGAGAACACAUUUCCUAUAGCAGUGGAAAGCAAGCGGCAGGAGCAGCCCCAGGAUUGAUAACAAAAGUUGGUUUGAAAGGUUUAACUUUACUAGUAACAGUAAAAAUAACACACACACAAAAGAUCGAAUAACGAUGGUAUUAUUGUAAAACUUUUUUGAGGCAAAGAAUUAAUGGUGAGAGAACCCCAUUACGCAGGUAGAAAAGGGCGAGAAAACUACACAGUAAAAAUAUAUUGCUAAUAUACAAUUAAAUAGUAAAACCAACAAAAACUAUGAGAGAGAGAGAGAAAACAAGAAAUUUAUACAGCUUUUUUACAAAACACAAGAAAAAUAUUAAAAGUGAUAAACACAACACAACUAAAUUGUAACGGAGGCAAAGGAAUGAGAUUAACAGAGGGGAGUAUCUGUCAUCGACGGACGUUUGUUCUGUUGUCUCCAGUAAGGAAAACGUAUCCAAUCAAUUGUUAUCUCUAACUUUUCGAAACCUCAUUAAUUCGUGUGUUCCGCAAAGGUGAUCGCAACACAUCUAAUCAUUAUUUCAUGCACUCCAAACAAGCGGUCAACUAACCACCACACAAAAGGCGUUGGUGAAUGAGAGCCCAAAAGAGAGUAUGUAUUAUUAUUACUAAUCCUCCCAGAAAGAAUAGAAUCAUUGUGCGAACGAGUUUUUCAUCGUUAUAGUUCCUCCGUCAGUUACAGCACCGUUUAGAGAUGCAAAAUCGUGUACACACUUUUUAACGGAGAACGCAAAAUUUUGAGUAAAAUCGAGUAAAACGACACAAAAGAGAAACUGAACACAGUGAUGGUGUUUUCUUUUGCAAUUAGGUUUUUCCUUCUAUCAAAUAAUUAAUAUAUUAAAGGUUAAUAUAAACAAGCGAUAGGAACGUAAAUAUAACAAAUUAAACAAAACCAUGCGCGAAAAGUCAUACUGACGGACAUCAUGCCGCAGCAGAAAAGUGUCCCGGUGCGUCUGCUAUGAUCAAAUCGUAUGAUUUAAUAGGCGCAUUUGUUCCUUCUCCACCUGGUUCAUUUCUCAUAUGUUACUUUGCGAUUCAUUGUUCAUCUUUCAGACAUAUUCGUUUUCCGAGUUGCAUUUCUUUCUUAACCAGUAUAACGAUUCCUUUAGUUUGUGUCAAAUGAGAAAGACGAUUUCAUUUCGAUUAUGAUUAGUAGUUCGACAUUUGUCCUUAACCGUGUUUAUUUUGUUUUUGUAAAUCUUGCGGAAUGCUACACUAGGAAGAAGAGAUUUAUAUUUAAUGAAAAAUAAUUGAAGAUAAAAGCGACAUUUUAUACCGCGACAUAAGAAGAAGAAUAAGUUUUUCUUUCGGUAAUGAAAAUAGGGGGCAAGAUUACAGGAUGUGUUCGCGCAUCCCUUUUGACCCAUUUGCAGAAGACGGAAGAGAAACAGCAUAAAACAAAUAACAGUAAAAUAAAGAAAAUAUGUUCUUUUAGUUCAGUAAGAAUACUAAACCAGCAACAAUAGAGCAAAGGUUUUGCGAAAACUUGGAAAUGAUUAAGAAAAAAACAAUUCUAAUAUAUAUUUCGUAUAUAUUUUAUUUUAAAGUGAAUAAAAUUAUUAACUUCAUGCCAAAAGCGUUAGAUAAA
Molecule: messenger RNA, 2647 nt
Organism: Toxorhynchites rutilus septentrionalis
Lineage: Eukaryota; Metazoa; Arthropoda; Insecta; Diptera; Culicidae
Gene: Cdc42
Product: cdc42 homolog
Exons: 5
Coding region: 301-876 (191 amino acids)
Biological process (GO): small GTPase-mediated signal transduction
Molecular function (GO): GTPase activity; GTP binding
Source: RefSeq, a predicted model, not a curated record